Messenger RNA from Plasmodium yoelii, 1059 nucleotides. RefSeq lists its product as uncharacterized. Lineage: Eukaryota; Apicomplexa; Aconoidasida; Haemosporida; Plasmodiidae. The transcript has a single exon. Gene Ontology annotation, biological process: interstrand cross-link repair. The record is from RefSeq and is a predicted model, not a curated record. Bases 1 to 1059 code for a protein of 352 amino acids. Gene Ontology annotation, cellular component: nucleus. Gene Ontology annotation, molecular function: single-stranded DNA 5'-3' DNA exonuclease activity.
AUGCUGACUACAUAUAAUGUGCUUUGGAAAAAAGAAGACGAAAAUGCCAAACUCGAAAAAAGGAGUAAAGGUAUAAAUACUUGUGAAAUAAAAGAUAAAAAAGAAACAGAAUGUUAUAUAUCUGAUUAUGAAGAAUUAAUAAAUGAUAUAGAAGAUUUAAUAGAAGAACAACAAAUUAAUGAAACUGAAAAAUUAUAUAAAGAAUCUAAAGCCCCUAAUGAAAAAUUUAAUAAAAAAAAUAAAUUAAGUAUAACUGAUUUAUCUGCUCAAUUAUGGUGUGAGCAACAAUUAGAAUUAGUUUUAACGACAGGUAAAAGAAAAGAAACUGAAGCUAUGAAGUUAGGUAUAAAAAGACAUGAAGUAUUAGAAAAAGAAGAUCAUAUAAUUAUAGAUGUUGAAGUAAAUACAAGAGAAGAAUCGUUAGGUUAUCGUUUGUUAAAUACUAUUAUACUUUUAGGACAAUUAUAUGAAUGCAAAAAAGCAAGAGAAAUAUGGGUAUUUGGUAUAGUUCGAAAUUAUGUACUUAGAGGGAUUAUUGAUGAACUUCGAAUUGAAUAUGAUAGGGUUUCUAAAAGAGAAUAUUUAAUAAUAUCCGAUACGAAAACAAGAAAAGAAAAAAAAGAACCAAGUUUAGCACAAAAAAAAACUUCAGCCAUACAAGUACAAACAUAUUGUUUAUUAUUACAACAUUUAAAAUGUGGAAAAACUGAUUAUCAAAAAUUAUUCGAAAUUUAUGAAUGCGAUCCAAAUUUUGAAUUCACUGAUCCAAAUUUAGUCAAAUAUAAGAAUUUAAAAAAUUUAGCUAAAGAAGUUAAUAAAUUAUUUUUAAAAUUACCAAAAAUUAAAGAAGAAAUGGAAAUUGUUUAUGAGCAUCAAGGUGUUGAAUUUUCAAGAAAUCACAUCCCUUAUUUUUAUGAUUCAACAUUAUAUACAAUUAAUAUUCUUUUAGAUUAUUGGGAUGGUAAACGAUCUUCUGAUGUCGUAGAAGAUUCUGAUAAAUGGAAAUGUAAAUUUUGUGAUUUUGUCAAAAAUUGUGUUCGAUGUCCAUUAGAAAGUUAA